This is a messenger RNA of Nicotiana tabacum (common tobacco), 2499 nucleotides long. The record is from RefSeq and is a predicted model, not a curated record. Lineage: Eukaryota; Viridiplantae; Streptophyta; Magnoliopsida; Solanales; Solanaceae.
AUGGUCACAGGUGCGAAGAUGAAGGCGCAGGUGCUAGAAGAAAUGGACUUGGCAUCCUCCGCAGAUGCGGAGAAUUUGUGCACAUCAGCGGCUCUGCAGAAGCGGAUUUUGGCGCGCAAAAGCGAGAGGAAGCGCAUGUGCGGUUUGGAUAUGGUGAGGACACGAGCUGCGGUUAUCGACGACGCUACUCCCGGAGCAGGUAUCGCUAGAGGCAGAGGAACCCAGACUCCCGCCGCCCAAUCCCCAGAGCAGCUCGUUCAUGUUGGUCAGGUUCCAGGUGACAUGGCGACACAGCUUGUGGUUCCAGUUCAGCCCGUGAUGAUGAGGACACGAGCUGCGGUUAUCGACGACGCUGCUCCCGGAGCAGGUAUCACUAGAGGCAGAGGUAGAGGCCGACGAAGAAGCGAGGCUCACAAACCUUGCUUAACAGCUAGUGAGAAAAAGAUCACGGGAUCAAACACAGUCGUCAGUGCACUUUCAAGAGGGAACUUCUCAGAUGAUUACACUGAUGAACAGGCUGCUGUCAUAACUGUGAAUUCCAAAGCAAAAAAUCUUAUGUACAAUGCUAUCAGUGGAGAAGAGUAUGAAAAGAUUUCGAGCUGUGAAACUGCCAAGGAAAUGUGGGAUAAAUUGGAAGUAACAUAUGAAGGAACCAACAAGGUAAAAGAAACAAGGAUCAAUCUUAUAGUUCGUGACUAUGAACUAUUCCAAAUGAAAGAUGGAGAAUCAGUGGAGGAAAUGUUCUCCAGGUUCAGUAAAAUCCUUGGAGAUCUAAAGUCUCUUGGUAGACCAAUCAAAAGUGGAGAACAGGUCAGAAAAAUCCUUAGAAGUCUACCCACAAUUUGGCAGCCCAAAGUUAUUGCUCUAGAAUGUCAGGACCUUGACAAAAUGUCCUAUGAUAAACUUAGAGGUGAUCUAAUUGCCUUUGAGAAAACUCACUUGGACAGGCAAAUUCAACAUAAAAAGAAGAAAACGGUUUCCUUUAAAGCAAAUGUUGCUGAAUUAGAAAAUGAAGAAGAGGAGGAAGAACAUGAUGAAAAUAUAGCCAUGCUCUCCCAAGUUGUGACAAGCAUGAUGGAGAAAAACAGAUAUAGCAGAAGAGGUAGAUCAAACUUCAGAAAAGGAAGGAUGAGCAAUGAAAAUGAUAAAAAUGAUGGAAGAUGCUAUGAAUGUGGAAAAUACGGACACAUUCAAGCUGAUUAUCCAGAAUUGAAAAAAAAACUAAGUAGGAACUUUCAAAAGAAGAAGUCUUGUGGAGCCUGGAGCGAUGAAGAAGAAUACGACCAUGAAGAAAUUGCAAAUAUGUGUUUCAUGGUCACAAAAAAAGAUAACAAUAAAGGCUCAGAUAAGCCUGAGCUCAUGGCAGAAAAUGAAGCAGAUGAGAAAGAAGACUCCGAUGAACUCUGUCUUAUGGCAGACAAAGGAACCAGUGAGGUACGUCUUCCUUCGUAUUCCAACUGGUAUAAGCUUCAAGAAUUUGUGGAUAUUGCUCUUACAGAUAUCGAAAAUUUUUUAGGAGAACUCAGAAAAAUCCAAAGAGAAAAGAAAGAUUGGGCCCUGAAGUUAGAAGUAUGUGAAAUUAAGCGUGACACGCUUCAAGUUAAUGAACUUAAACUUCAACUGAAUGGAUUACUAAAAUCCACAAGUCAUAGCUUUGUCAAAUCAAAUCAGAUUGUUCCUCAUACAUCUUUGAUUAGAACUAGAAACUCUCAGGGAUGCUCUUAUUGUGGAUCAAAGACAACAGGAGAUGGGUAUGGCGACCUAAAUCCAUUAGUCAAGCUAACACUCAGAAGUCUAACCAUUCAGGACCCAAGCAGGCUUGCACUUGAUGGAGGAACAGUUACAUUUGGAGACAAAUCAAAAGGAAAUGUAAUUGGCGUUGAAAAAGUUUCUCGCAGCUCAACAUGUGAUGUAGAUGAAGUGUAUCUCGUUGAAGAACUUGGGUACAAUCUUCUCACCAUUAGUCAACUAUGUGAUGAUGACUAUGAGGUUCGGUUCAAAAAAUAUGGUUGGUUUAUUGAAGAUGAAUCAUGUAAAGUUAUUCUCUUUGGAAAUAGGGACAAAAAUGUUUAUACUAUCAGUAACUUGGAAAGCUCUAGUAAUCAGAUUUGUCUAUCUUCCAUUCUUGAUGACCCCUGGGCAUGGCAUAGAAAACUUGGUCAUACUAGCAUGCAUACUAUUCAUAAUCUUUAUAAAAACGAUCUUGUCAUUGGUCUUCCAAAACUAGAUUUUUCGAAAGAUCAAAUUUGUGAUGCAUGUCAACUAGGAAAACAAACCAGAUCCUCUUUUAAAGUCAAAAAUAUUGUCUCCACUUCAAAACCUCUUCAAGUAUUGCAUAUGGAUCUCUUUGGACCUACUAGAACUGUUAGCAUAGGUGGUAAAAAGUAUGCCUUUGUUAUAGUAGAUGAUUUUUCUAAAUUCACCUGGGUUAUUUUUCUGAGCCACAAAGAUGAAGCUCUACAAAACUUUAAAGUCUUUUGCAAGAGAAAUACAGCGUGA